AUGCCUGGAACAGAUCAGUCCACGCCUCCUUCCCCAACUCAUCACUCUGAAUCAUCCAAUAACUCUAGGAUUCUUGAACCUUAUGUCAUACAUCCCUCAGAUAACCCUAGAAUAAUUCUCUUUUCCCCUUUACUGCAAGGAGAAAAUUAUGGCGUCUGGGUUAGAGGAAUAACUAAGGCUUUGAAUGCUAAGGGAAAACUAGGUUUUGUCGAUGGAUCUUUACCACCUCCGGAGGAUGAUCUCACACAUCGCUGUUGGAAGCACUGUGACGACUUGGUGGGAAGUUGGAUGCUGAAUUUCGUCCACCCAGAUAUCCGUGCAAGUUGCUUAUACGCAGCUUCUUCACAUGCGAUUUGGAAAGACUUGCAGGUAAGGUUCUGUAUCUCAAACGCUCCAAUACUAUUUUGUUUGAAGUCCGCCAUAGCAUCAAUUAAGCAAGAGUCAAUGCCGGUGUCCCUUUACUAUACCAAAAUUAAAAUUUUAUGGGACCAAUAUGAUUCACUUGUGGCUUCUACUGAGGCCUGCAUAUGUGGCGCUGGGAAACAUAUGACGGAACGUCUCGAGAGAGAUCGAGCAAUGAAAUUCUUGCAGGGCUUACAUGACAGGUUCUCCAAUCUGCGAAGUCAGAUUCUCACAAUGGAACCUUUUCCAACGGCUUUACGCAUCUUCAAUCUUGUGCAACAAGAGGAGGAGCAGCAGCAUAUCACAGCCUCUCCACUGCCAGUCGUUGAUUCAGCUGCCCUUAAUACGUCUCGAAAUCUUCCACCAUCAUCUCGUGCUCCAGCUAGUCACAACAAGCGUCCAAGGCCUCACUGUGACUAUUGUAACAUGCACGAACAUGUUAGAGAAAAGUGCUACCGACUCCAUGGUUUCCCAGCUCAAAACAACACUCUGCCAAUUGUUGCUGCUGCUACAGCCAUGCCGAGUGUUGCUGCUGCUGAUCAGGCCAUUCAACCAGCGAUUCCAGGUCUCUCUGCUGAUCAGUAUGCACGCCUACUGACCCUAAUCAAUCCUCCCGAACCUGCACAGCUGGAACCGCGUGCAAAUUUUGCAGGACCGUGUCAUGAAUCAAGUGAUUGGUCAGGCCAAUUUUCACUCCGGCUUGUAUCACCUCCAAGUCCAUCUGCAAAUGCCAGAGACGCACAAAGCCUUAUGUAA
Messenger RNA from Papaver somniferum (opium poppy), 1158 nucleotides. RefSeq lists its product as uncharacterized. The transcript has 2 exons. The record is from RefSeq and is a predicted model, not a curated record. NCBI's taxonomy places the organism in Eukaryota, Viridiplantae, Streptophyta, Magnoliopsida, Ranunculales, Papaveraceae. Bases 1 to 1158 code for a protein of 385 amino acids.